This is a messenger RNA of Pistacia vera, 2503 nucleotides long. Its product is annotated as transcription factor MYC2-like. The transcript has a single exon. Lineage: Eukaryota; Viridiplantae; Streptophyta; Magnoliopsida; Sapindales; Anacardiaceae. The coding region runs from base 170 to 2152 and encodes 660 amino acids. The record is from RefSeq and is a predicted model, not a curated record. Gene Ontology annotation, cellular component: nucleus. Gene Ontology annotation, molecular function: DNA-binding transcription factor activity; protein dimerization activity; transcription cis-regulatory region binding. Gene Ontology annotation, biological process: regulation of DNA-templated transcription.
CUCUGAUUUUUCACUUGCUUAAACUAAAAUUCAGCUCAAAUUCACUCCAAAUAAAUCCCAAACCCAAAUGCACUCUAAAUGAACUCCCCCUCCCCUCUCGUCUCUUAACAUCAUCUCUAUCUCCAUCUUCUUCAUCUAAACAUCUUAAUUAUUUUCUUCUGUCAAUGUUAUGACGGACUACCGGUUGCCACCCACCAUUAAUCUUUGGACCGACGACAACGGUUCUGUUAUGGAAGCUUUCAUGACCUCUGAUUUAACCGGUCUGUGGCCUCCUUCUCAAUCCUCUGCAUCUACACCUGACCCUUCCAAAACUCACCUUCCUUCGUCUUCACAGCCCUUCAAUCAAGAAACCCUCCAGCAACGCCUUCAGCAAUUGAUCGAAGGCGCACGGGAGAGCUGGACCUACGCCAUCUUCUGGCAAUCCUCUUGCGAUUACUCCGGCGCCUCCCUUUUGGGCUGGGGUGAUGGCUACUAUAAAGGGGAAGGCGAUAAAGGCAAAGCCAAACUCAAAACUUCAUCCGCUGUUGAACAGGAGCACCGUAAAAAGGUGCUCCGCGAGCUCAACUCCUUGAUUUCUGGAUCAAUGGCCCCCACCGACGAUUCCGUUGAUGAAGAAGUUACUGAUACGGAAUGGUUCUUUUUGGUUUCUAUGACUCAAUCAUUUUUCGUUAAUGGAGGCGGGCUCCCGGGUCAAGCGUUUUUCAGCAGCAGCCCGAUUUGGGUUUGCGGACCGGAACGGCUUAUGAAUUCGGGCUGUGAACGGGCUAGACAAGGGCAGGUGUUCGGGUUACAGACGAUGGUAUGUAUACCCUUAGCAAACGGGGUUGUUGAAGUAGGUUCCACUGAGGUGAUUGUUCAGAACUCGGAUCUGAUGAAUAAGGUCCGAUUUUUAUUUAAUUUCAAUGGUAUGGAUAUCGGUUCUUGGCCAUCUUCCAUGCAAAAUCCAGAUCAAGGAGAGAGUGAUCCUUCUUCGUGGAUUAAUGAUCCCACGUCGACUGUGUUUGAUAUCAAAGACUCUGCCGGAGGAGGAGCCCCAGCGGUUGGUUCGGGUUCCGGGUCAGGUUCUGUUUCAGCUUCUGUUGCUAAUAAUAAUCCGCAGAUUUCUAAGGGAAUUCAGUUUGAGAAUCCUAGUUCAACUUCUUUAACUGAAAACCCAAGUGGAGUUUCUUUACAGCAACAGCAAAUUCAGCAGUCACAGUCGUUUUUCUCAAAAGAGUUUAAUUUCUCUGAAUAUGCUUAUGACCACAGAAACGGGAAUUCUCAUCUGUUGAAGCCGGAAUCAGGGGAGAUAUUGAAUUUUGCUGAGAGUAAGAGAAGUGGGAGUAAUUUGUUUUCGAGUAAUUCUCAUUUGGUAGCAGAAGAGAGUAAUAAGAAGAAAAGAUCGCCUACUUCCCGAGGAAGUAACGACGAAGGGAUGCUUUCGUUUACUUCCGGUGUGAUAUUGCCUUCUUCGGGUGUUGUAAAGUCUUCUGGUGGCGGAGGCGAUUCUGAUCAUUCUGAUCUUGAGGCUUCUGUUGUUAAGGAGGUUGAUAGUAGCAGGAUUGUGGAACCUGAAAAGAAGCCACGAAAACGAGGGAGAAAGCCAGCAAAUGGUAGAGAAGAGCCAUUGAAUCAUGUCGAAGCAGAGCGUCAAAGAAGAGAGAAGCUCAAUCAGAGGUUCUAUGCUCUGAGAGCUGUUGUACCUAAUGUUUCAAAGAUGGAUAAAGCUUCACUUCUCGGUGAUGCAAUUUCGUAUAUUAAUGAACUUAAAAGCAAGCUUGUAAAUGCUGAAUCUGAUAAAGAGGAUCUCCAAACCCAGUUGGAAUCGAUGAAGCAAGAAUUCGGUGGUGGUAAAGAAUCCCGUCCAGGGCCAACAACAUCCGAUCAAGACCUCAAAAUGUCGAGCCAUGCUAGUAAGUUGAUUGAUAUGGAUAUUGAAGUGAAGGUUAUUGGAUGGGACGCGAUGAUCAGGAUUCAAUCAAGUAAAAAGAACCACCCUGCAGCUAAGCUAAUGGCAGCCUUGAAAGAGUUGGACUUGGAGGUUCAUCACGCCAGUAUGUCAGUAGUGAAUGAAUUGAUGAUCCAACAAGCGACAGUGAAGAUGGGAAGUCGGUUUUACACCCAAGAGCAGCUCAAGAACAUCCUAGUAGCCAAAGUUGGUGACAGUCGAUAAGAGUUUGUCAAAAGUGGUUAAAUUUGGCAUCAGGUAGAGCUUCAUAUGAUUCCAUUGUUGUUAACGUUGUAUGGCUCUGGGACAUUUUAAGGCUUCCCAGUAGCGCACGCAGUCUCUGUAAUAUAGGCAUAUUUUGUUGUUCUACUUGUUCUUCAGUAGCUUUUAGUAUUAAGUCUAGUUUGCAGAUGCAGAUGAUUUGAAUUAUCAAGGAGCUGAACUCAUGAGUAUUAGGUUUGUGUCUUUAAGGAUGAACGUUAUUAGGCUCUCGAUCAAUUGGAUAUAGCUUUUUUUUUUUUUUCGUGUUGAAUGUAUAGUUCUAAAUUUGAACCUAAUUAAAUUAUUUCUGUUCUA